Messenger RNA from Meloidogyne enterolobii, 513 nucleotides. The record is from the annotation of a GenBank genome assembly. NCBI's taxonomy places the organism in Eukaryota, Metazoa, Nematoda, Chromadorea, Rhabditida, Meloidogynidae.
AUGGAAGUUGAUAGUGUUACAGAUGUUCUGAACGCAACAUCGAACGGUGACAAAGAUCCAUACAAAUCAGAAGGUCAGAUUACACUCAAACUUGAAAAAUUAAGUGAGUUUGCUCAUGAAGGGCCAAAGAGUCGACUGAGCGAUCCAGUUUAUAUUCGUGGAUUGCCUUGGAAAAUUUUGGCUAUACCACAAGAAAUGUUUUCUCAUCCUGCUGAAGGCCGCCAACAAACAUGUCUUGGUUACUUUCUACAGUGUAAUCAUGGGGAUGCAGAUCCUUCUUGGAGUUGUUCUGCUAAAGCUACUCUUAAAAUUCUUACACAAAAACCAGGGAAAGAAAAUUAUGUUCGUAAAUUAACCCAUGUAUUCAGUGCAAAAGAGCUCAAUUGGGGUUUCCCACAGUUUAUGACUUUUGAAGAAAUUAUGAACCCUGAAGAAGGCUGGUAUGAUGAGAAGGUGGAUACUAUCGUUCUUUUUGUUGAUAUAAAAGCAGACCCACCACAUGGAGUUAAGUAA